Molecule: messenger RNA, 414 nt
Organism: Rotaria sordida
Lineage: Eukaryota; Metazoa; Rotifera; Eurotatoria; Philodinida; Philodinidae
Source: the annotation of a GenBank genome assembly
AUGAGCAAGAAUUUAACUUAUUUUCGUGUUCUUCAACUUUAUAAACGUAUUAUAAAAUUAUCUCAUUCAUGGCAAGCAAUUGAUCAUCCAUCAAAAACAUAUGAAGAACAAAAAUAUAUUCGUAAUGAAGCUCGAGAACUUUUUAGAAAAAAUAAACAUGUAACUGAUCCAACUGAAAUCGAAGAACAUAUUCGUGAAGGUGAAGCACGUAUUGAACUAGCUUGUCAUUAUAGAAAUCCAUAUCCACGACUGGUUAAUUUACCAACAUAUUCUUUACCACCUAGUCAUAAUCGUAUUCGAUUUAAAAGUGAAUAUGAAAUAGAACAUAUAUCAAGACCAAUUUAUCUCAAAUCAUAUGAAAUUAAAGAAGAACUAUCUGAUAGUGAAGAACAAUCUAAAACAAAUCAAUCAUAA